AUGGAAUAUCACCUUUCUUCUGAUACCAGUGAAUGGGUUGAAUUGAAUGCUCAUAAACUUCACCUCAACAACUUUGUGCUGCAGGCUCGGGUCCUUACGGUGAAGAAAUUGGUGACUUGCAAUUCAGGGUCAAGCAUGAGAAAAUUCAUGAUUUUGCACCUUGUGACAUGGAUUUGGAUGUGUGGUCUUGCUCACAGCACAAGUCCUGCCAGUGUGAACAUUGGUGCGAUUUUUGCUUUCGAUUCUAUCAUAGGUAGAGUUGCGAAGGAAGCUAUGGAAAUGGCCGUUUCUGAUGUCAAUGAGGAUCCCACAGUUCUCAAGGGAACCAAACUCAACUUGAUAAUGAAGGAUGCCAUGUGCAAUGCUUUUCUGGGAUCAAUUGGAGGUGCCAACCUUGAACCUCAUCAAUUUUCUUGUUGUUGCUGGAGUUGCAAACUAUUGAAAUUCCUCCCCUUCAGCUGUUUUCUAAGUUUAGGCUUGAAUUCAGACUUGGUCGAGGCUAUGCAUAAACAUUGUCCAUUAGAUGUACUUGAGAAAGGGGUUGCAGCCAUAAUUGGUCCCCAGUCAUCUGCCACAGCUCACACGGUUUCUCAAAUAGCUGAUGCCCUCCAAGUUCCUCUUGUUUCAUAUGCUGCCACUGAUCCAACCCUGUCCUCCCUCCAGUUUCCGUUCUUUAUUCGUACUACACAAAAUGACUUGGCACAAAUGACUGCAAUGGCUGAUUUAAUUGACUUUAAUGGAUGGAAAGAGGUCAUUGUUGUAUUCUUAGAUGAUGAUUAUGGAAGAAAUGGAGUAUCUGCUUUGAGUGAUGAACUUGAAAAACGGAAAUUGAAAAUUUCUUAUAAACUGCCUUUGAGUAUUAAGUUCGAUCAGCAUGAAAUCACCAACAUACUCAAUCAAUCCAAAUUGUUUGGUCCUCGUGUGUAUGUUGUUCAUGUAAACCCUGACCCGAGGUUGAGAAUUUUUUCUAUUGCCCAUAAACUUCAAAUGAUGGCCAAGGAUUAUGUCUGGCUUGUCACGGAUUGGCUCUCAGUUACACUAGGUUCAUUAUCCCCAGUGAAUCAGACCUCUUUCAAUGUUCUCCAAGGGGUUGUUGGUCUUCGUCAACACAUUCCGGAUUCCAGAAAAAGGAAAGCUUUUGUUUCUCAGUGGAUAAAAAGGAAAAAAGGAGGAUUACCAAAUAAUAGUUUGAACUCCUAUGGAUUUUCUGCUUACGACACUGUUUGGGCAGUUGCACUUUCAAUUGAUAAAUUCAUUAAAGAAUAUAAUAAUAUUACCUUCUUGCUUCAUGAUAACUCUACGCUAUCUCAUACAGAAGGAAUGGGUAUUCAGCUUGACAAACUCAAAAUCUUCACUGGUGGAUCUGAUCUGGUCAACAUAUUAUUAAAAUCUAAUUUUACUGGUGUGAGUGGUCAAGUUCUGUUUAAUUCUGACAGAAAUAUUGUAAGUGGUGGUUAUGAUAUUAUCAAUGUCAAUCAGAUGGGAAUUACUAGAGUUGGUUUUUGGUCUAAUUAUUCAGGAUUUUCAGUUGUGCCCCCUGAUGCUCUUAAAAAAAAGGAACACAGCAGGUUUUCCAAAGAUCAGAAGCUUGACAACAUUACCUGGCCAGGAGGAAAGACAGAUCGACCUCGUGGCUGGGUGAUUGCUGAUAAUUCCAAGCCACUGAGAAUAGGAGUUCCAAAAAGAGCAAGUUUUGUUGAAUUUGUAACUGAACUGCCAGAUAGUCAUAAAAUUCAGGGAUAUUGCAUCGAUGUGUUCAAGAAAGCCCUAGAAUUUAUCCCAUAUGAAGUUCCCUUUGUAUUCAAGCCUUUCGGGAAUGGUAAAGCAAAUCCCAACUAUGAUGCGCUUGUGAAAAUGGUUGCUGAUAAUUUAUAUGAUGCUGUUGUUGGAGACAUUGCUAUUGUGACAAACCGAACAAAGAUUGUAGAUUUUUCUCAACCUUUUGCAUCAUCUAGCCUUGUCAUAGUGGCUCCUAUCAACAAAGCAGGAUCAAGUGCUUGGGUAUUCCUCCAACCAUUUACAGCAGAUAUGUGGUGUGCUACUGCUGCCUCAUUUUUGGUGGUUGGAAUUGUUAUAUGGAUUCUUGAGCACCGAGUCAAUAAUGACUUCCGUGGACCUCCUAAAAAGCAACUUGUGACAAUGUUAAUGUUCAGCCUCUCAACCUUGUUUAAGAAAAACCAGGAAGAUACAGUAAGCUCCCUUUCUAAAAUGGUGAUGAUAGUCUGGCUUUUUCUAUUGAUGGUGAUCACGGCUAGCUAUACAGCAAGCUUGACUUCAAUUCUUACAGUGGAGCAGCUUUCAUCGCCCAUCACAGGAAUUGAUAGCUUGAUUGCAAGUAAUUGGCCUAUUGGAUACCAAGUAGGAUCAUUUGCUUACAGCUAUCUGGCGGAUAAUCUUUAUGUAUCAAAAUCAAGACUUGUUUCACUAGGCUCCCCUGAGGAAUAUGCUUUAGCUCUGCGGAAGGGACCAUCUGGUGGAGGGGUGGCAGCCAUCGUCGAUGAGCUUCCAUAUGUUGAGUUAUUUCUGUCAAAAGAAACUGAUUUUGGUAUCAUCGGACGGCCAUUCGCCAGAAGCAGUUGGGGAUUUGCUUUUCAAAGAGAAUCUCCUUUUGCCUAUGACAUGUCUACAGCAAUUUUGAAACUUUCCGAGAAUGGAGAUCUUCGUAAGAUACAUGAGCAGUGGUUCUGUAAAAUGGGCUGUCCUGGACAAAGGACAAGCAACUCCAAGCCUGCACAGCUUCACUUGGUUAGCUUUUGGGGCCUGUAUCUCUCAUGUGGUGUUGUCUCUCUCGCUGCACUUGUACUGUUUCUGCUACGAAUGAUUCGGCAAUACGCUCGCUUCAAACAAAAGCAAAAGGAUAUUGCUUCUUCAUCCUCAGAACAACCAUCAGGCAUUCAUUGUUCCCAGGUUGUUGUUAACUUCUUUAACUUCAUUGAUGAGAAGGAAGAGGCCAUCAAGAAAAUGUUCACUCCAAGUGACAAUCAUGACAACCCCAACUGA
Messenger RNA from Sphenostylis stenocarpa, 3000 nucleotides. Lineage: Eukaryota; Viridiplantae; Streptophyta; Magnoliopsida; Fabales; Fabaceae. The record is from the annotation of a GenBank genome assembly.